AUGACGAUGACGCAUCGACGCAAUCCAUCCUCCAUCCUAGGCUUCGUCCUCGCGGCCUUGCUCCUCUCGCCCGCCUUGGCCGCCGACCCGUCGUUGGCAGACGUGAUGAAGGUGAAUUCAAUUCCUGAACAGUGUCUGCGAAUCUACGAAACGCCCGUCCCAGGAUGCACUGAGACGGAUUUCGAGACCCAGAGCUGCUCAUCCGCGUGCAUGCGCGGACUUCAAUCCAUGCAGAACAGCCUACAACAAAACUGCCGCAACGUGCGCGCUAGAGCCGACACGCUUCUCGGACAGACUUUGAUGGGCAACCUGGUGAGCAUAAUAUGCCGCAACAGCGUCCGUCCACAGCCUACCACGACCUUGGUACCGCGACCUACGACAACGAUUGGAAGGAAUUUACCACCCAGUACCACUUCUGAGAGCCGCCAGGGCCCGGGUGGCAUCCAGACACCUCAACCGACGCCGACCCCAGACAACGGCGGCGGCGGCAAUAAUGAUGGCAACGACGACGGGGGCGACGACGAACCGACCGGGUUCGAGCAGUUUGACCGUCCUCAGGGUGCGGGUGGUAGUCCCUUUGAUAUCAUUGCGUCGUCCUCAGCCCGAUCCGAGCCUCUCCUAGGACAAGUAGUACUCGCGACCCUCUUGGGAAUCGUAGCCCUGCUUGGCUAG
Parascedosporium putredinis is the source of this 672-nucleotide messenger RNA. The record is from the annotation of a GenBank genome assembly. NCBI's taxonomy places the organism in Eukaryota, Fungi, Ascomycota, Sordariomycetes, Microascales, Microascaceae.